Messenger RNA from Mucor velutinosus, 2793 nucleotides. RefSeq lists its product as uncharacterized. Lineage: Eukaryota; Fungi; Mucoromycota; Mucoromycetes; Mucorales; Mucoraceae. The record is from RefSeq and is a predicted model, not a curated record. Gene Ontology annotation, biological process: septin ring organization; establishment of cell polarity; intracellular signal transduction. Gene Ontology annotation, molecular function: guanyl-nucleotide exchange factor activity; protein binding. The transcript has 3 exons. The coding region runs from base 1 to 2793 and encodes 930 amino acids. Gene Ontology annotation, cellular component: mating projection tip; cytoplasm; nucleus.
AUGGACACUAAUUCCAGCCCAUCACAACCACCGCCAUCGCCGUCGCCCUUGAAGCCCGUCAACACAACCACGGCGCCUACACCCACAGCUACACCCACAACACCUACCAGUUCAGGCUCACUGUAUCAUCUAUGCCGCUCCGUAUUGGACAAGCUAUCCACCAUUGAUGGCAUGCAAAUGUAUUUGGAACAAGACACCACAUCAGAUCCACUAUCCAAGCUGACAAAGAUUUGUCGUCAGGGAUUUCCGCUGUGCACGCUUUACAAUGCUUUGAAACCUGUCAAACCCCUGAGCGUUGACAGUGAUCCCAACUUGAACGCACUGAAUUCUUGCAAAGCCAAUGUCUAUCACUUUAUUGUUGCUUGUAUUCGUGAUUUGUCGAUUCCGGAGGAAGAAAUGUUUACCAUUUCAGAUCUCUUUCAGGACGAUACUACUGGUUUUGUCAAAGUCGUAAAUACCAUUAAUAAAUUGUUGCUUUUAUUGGAAAAUCGCGGUAUCAUCACCGUAAGAUCAUCCAAUAGAAAUUCAGACAACUCUGAUCCGAAUCCAAAAAACACACGCGAUAAGGUUGUUUUGGAGUUGUUGGAAACAGAACGCAAAUAUGUACAAGAUAUGGAAAUUCUUCAGAAUUACAUGCGUGAAUUGCAGACUCAAAAAAUCGUUUCUGCGGAUACCAUUCAUUACCUUUUUGGAAAUCUCAAUGCCCUGGUGGAUUUUCAGCGUCGCUUUCUGAUACAGCUGGAAGAAAUCGCAGAGAAAUCACCUGAGGAACAGCGCAUUGGACACCUGUUUAUCACGAUGGAGGAAUCAUUCUCUGUAUACGAACCUUAUUGCGCAAAUUACUAUUCAGCUCAGGAUUUGGUAGUGCAAGAAACACCUCGUUUGCAAAAGUUGGCCGAGAUUUUAAACCCCAUCUACGAAUUGCCUUCCAUGUUGAUCAAGCCGGUUCAACGUAUCUGUAAAUACCCUCUGUUGUUGCAAGAGCUGCUCAAGAGCACAGACAAAACCUGGCCUCAUUACCAAGAAACGCAAGCAAGCGUCGAUGCCAUCAAACGAGUAACUGAAAAGGUGAAUGAAACCCAACGCCAGCAUGAAAAUGUCCAAAAGGUGCAAGAGCUCAAAAAGAGACUUGAUGACUGGAAAGAAAUCCGCAUUGACGGCUACGGCAAUCUCAUGUUGCAAGACAAGCUCAUCAUCUCAACAAACGCCACUGAAAGCAAUGAACGUGAUCUGCACGUCUUCUUUUUUGAAAAAGCCCUUUUGUUCUGCAAAGAAUCAAAAGGCAACAAUCUUUUGCCCAAGAGCAAUACUCUCUCCAUCAACAAGAAGAAGCGACGUGGCAGUUUGGUGCCUAAAUACGUCUUCUAUACCUCCAACAUGGCUGAUAUGAACAGCAAGUGCUGCAAGAACGGUGUCUGGUGCCUUGUCGUUGAUCUCAAGAACAGUGAAUUGGAGCAAAUCUCUCUCAAAUUCAGAAAUGAAGAGCAAUUGAAGCUCUGGACAUGUACAUUGACGAAAGCCAUUCAAAAGGCUAUCGAUGUUGCAAAUGAAAACGACCAGUUACUAUCCAAUCAACUAUCUUCAACUUACACUGACGGUGAAGACGAAGAAGAAGGCGAAAAUGACUUCUUUGACGAUGAGGAAGAUGACUACCAUCAACAGCAUCAACAGCAACAGCAUCAACAGCAAAGAUCACGCAGCAGUUCCUUUAACCAGCAACCUAUGAUUCGCGGUAAAAUAGGUCCCAUUCAAACCGCUGCUGUUAGCCAAGAUAAGUACAACGUCGUAGGAAGACCUUAUCACAACGUACCUGGCAUGAACUUGUCGCCUUUACCUCGCUCAAAUUCAAGUCUGACUACCAGCAGUAUUUUAUCUACAUCACCUCCCUCUUUGCUUAAUUGCAACUAUUAUCCUGCUUCACCGCCUCCAUCUCACCCGUCAUCACCAACAAGCUCAUCUCGUGUUUCCAGUACUAGCACUAGUGCCGCUGCUUGGCAUCGUCAUGAUGGUCUGACAGACAUUGCAACCAACUUUUUAACAGGUGAUUACACUGCCGAGGAUUACCAUCAGCAUUAUCUAAUUCAACAACAAAAGCAACAACAACCUUUCCAUCAACAUUCACUCUUGAUUACAGGUCGCUCUCAGUCUCAAUCAGCAGCUGUAGCCCACCCUUCUACCUUAACAAGACCUACUUUGCCCAUCAAUCAAAACCGUCUUCGUUCUCAAAGUAGUCCUAACAUCAUGAAGAAUAAUGGGCCUGGUCAUACUGUUCCCAUGACCGCAUCUUCUUCUACAGCAACUACAAGCACUGAUUCAACAGCACCCGGUACCCCUACUAUGAGUGAGAUGCCUCAGUUGCCCACACGUUCAGCCAACAUGAAACCAACGCCAUUGGAUCUCUCACGCUCAUACCAUCAGCAUCAAGAAACAAUUAUUUCACCUCCACUACCCCCGCCCAUGAUGAGAUCAGUUGCCUCAACGCCCCGACUCAGUGAUAUUGCAAUGACCACUGGAGCUGCUCCUCCUUCUCCAGGCGCUAUCAAGAUUAAGCUCAACUUCAAUGAUGGCAUUUAUGUCAUUGUCACCAACCAUGAAGUUACAUUCUUUGAAUUGAUGGAAAAGGUCGACAAAAAGAUUCGCCUCGUUGCCAACCUAAAGUCAACUGAUCUCCUCAGACUCAAAUAUCAAGACGAAGAUUGCGACUUCAUUACAAUCAACUCUGAUGACGAUGUUCAGAUGGCUUUCGAAAGUCGUGGUAUCCACAACACUGUCAAUCUCUUUGUCAGUCUUUAA